Messenger RNA from Harmonia axyridis, 2103 nucleotides. Its product is annotated as F-box/LRR-repeat protein 7-like. The coding region runs from base 301 to 2043 and encodes 580 amino acids. Gene Ontology annotation, cellular component: SCF ubiquitin ligase complex. Gene Ontology annotation, biological process: SCF-dependent proteasomal ubiquitin-dependent protein catabolic process. Gene Ontology annotation, molecular function: protein binding. Lineage: Eukaryota; Metazoa; Arthropoda; Insecta; Coleoptera; Coccinellidae. The record is from RefSeq and is a predicted model, not a curated record. The transcript has 5 exons.
UGACGACAUAGUACAAGAACACGACUCACAGCAGUCAUCUAUUUGGUCAAUAUCAACUUAAGUCGUAUUACUUAGCAACCUGGCCAUCGCUGGAACCGAAAUUCUUCUCAGAAAAUGAGAGAAAAUCGGAUAUAUUUUAUUAUGUGAGAGUGAAAAAUUUGGUGAUGAAAACUAGUGACUUAGAUGUGAAAAUGUUCUGUAAUAUCUCUUGGAAAAAAGUGUACUCAAGUUAUUACAAAGAAGUCAGUUAGGUUAAGACAGAUCAUAUAGACCUGACUUUAGGUAUGUCAAAAGAGUAAUAUGCAUCAUCCCAAAUCUAUGUAUAAUAGAGCAUCACCAAAACCAUCGCAAUGUCCUUUGAACAGGUUGAAACAAACGUCUACGAAAUCGGAAGAAGUUAACAAUAGGGUAGAUUAUCCAGAUCACUCGUACACCUAUUACAAUCUACCACCCAACCAAUAUGCAAAUCCUUACGACCUUUCAAACAGUCUACAACCAACUUACAAUGAUCGCAAGCCAUCUGAAACUAGUCAAUUCAACAAACAAACAAAUCUUCCACAGCAUUUUUAUGAAGAGCCAUGCCGAAACGAGAAAGCUGAGUAUGAUACACCAAUUCCACAACCACAAAGCGCUUAUAUGAAACAAAAACAGAUAAACCUUUCCUCGAUCUCACUGGAGCAGACUUACUGGGAUAGAGAAAAUUCUCCAAUAUACAUGGAAACUUAUGCAGCACUACCAGAACCACACAUAUACCAAGAUACGAACUUUCUACUUGAUAAAUUUGCAAAGCUAGGCCAAAAUAGUCCAACUCUAGACCAAGGUUAUCACACCUUAGUGUCGCCAAGUUCAGGAUCUACAGGUAAUCCAGUAUGGUCUGAAAAGGGGUCUAAUAAGGGAAAAACCUAUAAGAUGAAAAACAAUUCUUUUGAUCAGUUGACUGAUGAAACCAUCCUGAAAAUUUUUUCGUUUCUUGGGACUAGAGAUUUGAGUUCUUGUGCCAGAGUGUGUAGAAGAUUCAACCACAUAGCUUGGACUCCAUGUUUAUGGAGGUCCAUUAGGAUUAAUGGUGAGAAUUUAAGUGGUGAUAAGGCUUUGAAGAGGAUAAUGAAGAAGAUCGGUAGUGAUGGUGGUGACACUGGAAUUUGUCAUGGUAUUGAAAAAGUAGAAAUUGUGGAAGGGGCUAAAUUGACUGAUAAAAGUUUAUUUCUACUGGCAAGGAAGUGUCCGGAUCUAAUGCAUUUGCAGCUCUUAGGAUGUACAGAAAUUACAAAUACAGCUCUAUUUGAAGUAGCAACAAGAUGCCAUAAUUUACAACACUUAGACGUUACCGGUUGUGUUAAAAUCUCCUGUAUCAGCGUGAAUGGUCCAGAUCCUCACUUGAGGCUUCAACUGCAGUACCUAGAUUUAACAGACUGUCCUCAUGUUAAUGAUAACGAACUAAGAGUUAUUGUGUGCCACUGUCCUCAACUGACUUUCUUAUAUCUUCGAAGAUGUGUUCAAAUAACAGAUAUGGGUUUGAAGUUCAUACCAAGCUUCUGUUCGAAUCUGAAGGAACUCAGUGUCAGCGACUGCUUGAAUGUAACAGACUUUGGCCUGUACGAACUAGCCAAAUUGGGACCGACCCUGAGGUAUCUUUCAGUGGCAAAGUGCACCCAAGUUAGUGAUGCAGGUCUUAAAGUUAUUGCCAAGAGAUGUUACAAAUUGCGUUAUCUGAACGCAAGAGGCUGUGAAGCAGUGUCGGAUGAUGCAAUAAUAACUAUAGCUCGUUCAUGUACAAGAUUGCGAGCUCUAGAUAUCGGAAAAUGUGAUGUUGGCGACUCUGGACUUCAGGCACUGGCCGAAAGCUGUCCCAAUUUAAAGAAAAUUAGUUUGAGAAACUGUGAUUUGAUUACGGAUAGGGGUGUUCAAAGUCUUGCUUACUUCUGUAGAGGACUUCAGCAGCUUAAUAUUCAAGACUGUCAAAUAUCGUUAGAAGGUUACAGAGCUGUUAAGAAAUACUGUAAACGAUGCAUAAUAGAACAUACUAAUCCGGGAUUUUUUUAGACGAAAAAUUCUAUAUACAUUUUGUAAAUUUUUAUAUAAAAAAUAUAUACAUAUACCAGA